AUGCAGAGCAAGAGCAAGGAGAAGGAGUAGCCAUUUCGAAGCACUGUGCAUGGUGGAGCGACUUUCGAGAGGGACAAAAAUUUGUUUGGAGAGACCAAGAUGCCAGGUGCAAGUUAGAGGAAGUCUCCGGAACUGAAGUUGGCCAAGCAUGAGUCAGCUUUUCGGCCAGUAAAUGGGUUGAAGAAGGGGUUCGAUGGGUUGUUUGCUCAUUUUGAGUACAAGGCUGACCCGAUGAGGGAGAUAAAGAGGCAUUACAGUUCGAAGAAGGAGCGAGAGAGUUUUAAACCUGCAGAUUUGGGGAAUAAGACGAGACCCAAUCCAACUAUUUCUUGUUUCAAGAUGAACAUAAGAAGGGAGAUGGCUGCGCAUUACUGA
This is a messenger RNA of Paramecium tetraurelia, 375 nucleotides long. RefSeq lists its product as uncharacterized. The record is from RefSeq and is a predicted model, not a curated record. The transcript has 2 exons. Lineage: Eukaryota; Ciliophora; Oligohymenophorea; Peniculida; Parameciidae.